UGCUAUCCUUGCAGCUCCAUAGACCAAGAGUGAGGAGGUGGUCUUAUUCUAUUUAAUUAGCUUGAUCAGAUUUAUAGAAAAAAAUGAAGCUCAUAAUUGUUUUCGUUGCCCUUUCUAUGAUAGCCUCACUCGGGUUAGCAUCCGAUCCUAGUCCCUUGCAGGAUUUCUGUGUCGCAGACAACUACAGCAAAGUGUUUGUGAAUGGAAAAGUUUGCAAAGACCCGAUGUUGGUGACAGCAAAGGACUUCUUCUAUGACGGACUCGACAAGCCCGGCAACACGAGCAAUCCUUUGGGUUCAAUGGUCACCCAAGUAAAUGUAAUGCAAAUUCUUGGGCUCAACACUUUGGGUAUCUCCUUGGUGCGUAUAGACUUUGCUCCUGGUGGCCAAAACCCUCCCCACACACACCCACGUGCCACGGAGAUCCUCACCGUCUUAGAAGGCACCCUCUAUGUUGGCUUCGUAACGAGCAAUCCCGAAAACCGUUUGAUUAGCAAGACACUUAACAAGGGCGAUGUGUUUGUGUUUCCUCAAGGCCUCAUUCACUUCCAGCAAAAUGUGGGGUAUGGCAAUUCUGUGGCCAUUGCAGGUUUGAGCAGCCAAAAUCCAGGGGUCAUAACCAUAGCUAAAGCUGUGUUUGGAGCCAACCCACCUAUCUCUGAUGUUGUUCUUGCAAAGGCUUUCCAAAUUGAUAAACAACUGGUUGAUAAACUCCAGGCCAGCUUCUGGAUGGAUAAUAACUAAAACAUCAAGGUCAAGGAGCCCUCAUUACACAUAUAGAUAUUGCCCAUGGGGACGAUUGUAACGAUCAUUGGGUAGCUUUCAUCUGUAUCUUUUUCUUAAUAUUUUGAUUUGUUGUGGAGCGUAGACUAUAAUAUUAUAAUAAAAUUGGUCUAUGGAAUAAAGUAUAUCACUGUGAGACAUGUUUUGUUUCACCAAAUAAUCUGUACCACAUAUGCGUUUGGAAUAAUAAAAGUCAUAGUAGUCUUAUCA
Messenger RNA from Amborella trichopoda, 992 nucleotides. RefSeq names its product putative germin-like protein 2-1. The record is from RefSeq and is a predicted model, not a curated record. NCBI's taxonomy places the organism in Eukaryota, Viridiplantae, Streptophyta, Magnoliopsida, Amborellales, Amborellaceae. Gene Ontology annotation, molecular function: manganese ion binding.